Calliphora vicina (urban bluebottle blowfly) is the source of this 1362-nucleotide messenger RNA. RefSeq lists its product as uncharacterized. The record is from RefSeq and is a predicted model, not a curated record. NCBI's taxonomy places the organism in Eukaryota, Metazoa, Arthropoda, Insecta, Diptera, Calliphoridae. The coding region runs from base 28 to 1227 and encodes 399 amino acids. The transcript is spliced from 2 exons.
AUGUAAUUAAAAAAAAAACUCCGUACAAUGUAUAAGGAGUUAGUAGUUUUGUGUUGUGCAAUUGCAUUUAUAUUAGUUUCAACAACAGAAGCUAAAGGAGGGAGAAGCGGUGGAAGCAGAAGUAGUGGAAGGAGUAGUAGCAGAAGUUCCAGUGGAGGAGGAGGAUUUUUCAGUAGCGGUAGUAGCGGCAAAAGUUCCAGUGGAAGCGGUGGAUUUUUCAGUAGAAGUAGUGGAAGCAAAAGUUCCAGUGGAAGCGGCGGGCUUUUCAGUAGCAGUAGUGGUAGCAAAAGUUCCAGUGGAAGCGGGGGAUUUUUCGGUAGAAGUAGUGGUAGCAAAAGUUCCAGUGGAAAAGGAGGAUUUUCCAGUGGCGGUAGUAGUGGAAGUUAUAAAAGUAGUAGUAGUGGUAGUAGAAGUGGAAAUAGCUUUAGCGGAGGCUGGUUUCAUGGUUUCUUUCACAACUCACCUUAUCGUUACACCUACACACCAACCCAUAUAGUCUAUGGUGGUACUAGUAGUAGUAGUAGUUCAAAUACAGAUUCAUAUCAGUCGCCAAUCGAAGAGGAAGAAGUAGAACAGAAAAAAGAAACUAGUGACUAUGCCGUAGGCUAUUCUAUAAGCAAAGCUUUAAGCAGUGACUUUUUCUCCAUUUUUAAUGUGGUCCAUGAUGUUUCAAAAUAUCCUCAGAAAAUCCGAAAUAAAGAGCUACUAACAACGACGACCCAAAGUCCGGUGUCCACAACUAGUACAACUUAUGGCUAUGAUACAGAAUCGUUUUUUCCUGAUUAUGAUACCCUUUUCGAUAAGGUGGACUCUAAAAAUGAUUUAGAGAACAAUGAUGGAAUUCAAGAAAGUGUUGGAAAUUUGGAAAAAGUUUUUGAUGUUACAUCUACAGAAACCAUUACAACCAAGGCUAAAACAAAUUCAUAUUCUCCUGAUUGGAUGAACCCUAAUAAUAUGCUUGGUAUUGAUGAGAACAUUCAGAAACAACUUGUGGAAAUGCAUUCCAAUAUAGCUAGAAAUGAUUUGCCAUCUACAGAAAGUACUACAACAAAUGUUGAUACAACAUCAUAUUCUCCUGAUGAAAAUACGAACUCUAAGAGAAGAUUUGAAGUUCAUAACAGCAUUGCAAACGAACUUGAGGAAGGUUCGUUUUACAAAACAAAGGAGUCAUUUGAUGAUAUGAUGAAACGAAUGGAGAACAUCUAUAGUCCAUUCCGCUUAUUUUAGUAACUGUAAUUUUUAUUAAUUUUUUGAAAACUGUACACCAUGGAAUAAACUCAUAGAAGGAGUGAGAAAUAUCAGUGGAAAUAAUUUCUCUCUUUUCACAAAUGCGGGUGAUAAAAUAAAAAAAUACAUGUAAUA